AUGGAAGUCGAGCUGCCAAACAUCCAGAAAGCUACAUCAAGCGAUUACUGGAGUUUGGCCAGCAACCAGUAUCCAUCUGGUAAAUUUCCUAAGGUCUCAAUUGGCAUCCCAAUUUCAAGGGCAGGUUCUGUAUCAAGAGGCAGAGAUGCUGCUACUGCCCCUGCGUUCGAGAGGAACUUGUCUCAGGCAACUGAUGGAAGAUCUAGACCCCCUAAAGGCUGCAAUGCUCCACUCCAGGUCUCGCAAGAAGCUGCAAACCAUGGUGGAUCUGCUACAGAGGCACCUGAAGCCGUCCCUGUUAAGGUUUCUCUAUCACAACAUGAGCAGACAGGAACCUUUUCCUUUGGAACAAGAAAAGAACAAGGCAGCCAGCUUGAUCAACCAGAAAAGGAACCCUUUGUGAGUUCAGAAGGAAAGCGUCUAGUGGAAUCUGCAGAUAAAACCAAGCCUAACAGUGAAGUGCUCAGGAUGAAGCUGUGGGAGAUCCUUGGUGGUACUGCACAAACCAAGCAGGCUGUUACUUCACCAAACUCUGAAGACAUUGAUACACCUGACCAACCUAAAAUGCAAACCACCAAUGUCCCAUCUCCAGGGAACAAGAAAGUUAACACAUCACCUCUUCCUGAUAAUAUCAAGACACCUGAUCUGCUGAACUGUCAAACAGCUAGCUAUAUGAAGAGUAAACCAUCCUCUGAUCCAAUUGAGUCAGAUUCUCAUACUCCACAAGUAGUUGAAAUAAGGCAUGUUACUCGCACCUUGGGGCUCCGGAAACCCGCACCAGCAGCCUCCAAGCAGCAGGAUAAGAGCCAGAGUGCAAAGAAACCAUUGUGUACUUCACGUUCUGCACCCAAGCAGAAAAAACUGGACAAUGUGUUUGUUUUCAAUGAGAAAUGCACACCCAAAACAGUGGAGAAAACUACAAAUGGUAACUCUGCCUGCUUGAGAAAUCUUAGAAGCUCUAGUAGGAAGGCUAAAGCAGAGCUGAAGAAGAUCCACUGUUCUGACAGGAUUUCCGACAAGACCACACAAGAUGAUGGGGAAGGGCAGUUACCUACUAGAAAUGCACCAUCAGAGAAUAAGGGAGAGAAAACCGCCUCCUUUUCUUCUUUGUCCCGAACUGGAAAAACUGCUGAGAGCCGUUCAAGAAGCCCUACAAGGGAGAAACAGUUGAAGGGAAGAGCUACAAGGGAGAAACAGUUGAAGGGAAGAGCUAAAGUUGGGCCAAGGAAGAUGCAAUUCUCAGAAACGUUGCUAGCCACGAAACUCAAUGAGGGUGAGGAUAAGGUCUCUUCUCAGAAUAUUUCAUCAAAGAGCAAGGAAAAUUAUUCUUCAUCGCUGCACCGGAAGGAGAAUUCUAAUUUCCAGAAAGCUUCAGAUAGAAACCCUCAGGCACAUACAGCAGCUGGAAAUAAUUUUAACUCGCCACUGUCUGGUGCUGCUAGUCCUGAACCAAAAAAGUACCCAUGGGAUCAUGAUGCAAGUCCCCAGAUAAAUGGUAAAGCUGGAGAGAUGUUUGCCAGUCCAUUGGCAGACAGAUUCAGAGACAUGCGAGAUGAUUUUGCAAGUCCUACUUUUGCAAAUGAUGUAAAUGGCAACCACCAAAGAAGUAAAAUGCUAGAUGAUGACACAUACAGCCCCAAAUAUCCAAGAAGAGUGAACAGGUCAAGAUCAAGUUCCUAUGCUUCAGAUCCAGAGUCUGAGCAAUUGGAUGGAAUGGAUAAAACUGAUGAGGUACCUAGCAGUGAAUCUCCUGAUUCUCCAGAAGAAAGAGAGAACAAAAAACAACCAUAUACUUCACCCAUUUCACUAACUGAAGAUGAAGGGGAUCAAAUUUCUGUUCCAAGCUUUCGGAAAGGAUAUAAAUCUCGCAAAUGGCUUUCAGACAUAGACAUGCCUGAUAAAUCUCCCCCUGAAAAUCUGGAUAAGGAAUCACUUUUAAAAGAGGGUAAAAGAGGCAAAAGGCGCUUACCUUCGCCUAUUCCUUUUGCCACUUCUGGAACACAAGAAACUACAAUGUCAGACAAAGAACCAGUACAAUGCCCAGAUGACUACCUAUCCAGGGCUUUUGAUCAGUUACUGGUGGUGCUGGGAAGGUUCCAAACCAAGAUCAAGUUUGAGACAAGCAAUAAAAGUAAUGAGAUACUGGCAUCUACUGGAGAGAUAAUAAGCCAGCAUCUCCAGGGGGUUGAGGUGCAGAUGCAGGAUGAUUUGGAUAAGCUGGUAAACGCAGGAAAAUCUAAAAGGAGGCGACUAGAAUCAAUAUUUGAAGAGCAACAAGAACAGUUAAGGGUUCUUCAUGAGAAGUUCAAGGAGGAGGUAAAUCAGCAGUUGCUUGAUUGCAAGAACUCUCUCUCAAACUUUGAAGCCUAUCACACAGAACUUAAGGGAGUAGCUGACAAGCAAAAAGCAUCACACAAAAAGCUUCUCCAACUUGCUGAGAAAACAGUUGGUUCUCAGCUCAACGAUGCUGAAAUCAAAAUCGCGGAGGUUCAGAAGAGAGCCCGGAAGAAGAUGAAUGGCCUAAAAUACGUACUCAAGGAGCUUAUCAUGGAAACUGCAGAUUGAUCAAGUUCAAAUGCUGUACACAAGUACAUAUCUAAGGUGAAACCACUAGGGUGCCACAUCACAAACAGGUCUAUGGCUCCAUCUUACAAAGGGUAUAGGAGGAUGGUGCCAGAAUGCAUAUAUGGUUCCUUUUCGUAGAGUUACAAGUUGAAAUCUUUCAAGACAGUUAUCGU
Molecule: messenger RNA, 2738 nt
Organism: Lolium rigidum
Lineage: Eukaryota; Viridiplantae; Streptophyta; Magnoliopsida; Poales; Poaceae
Product: meiosis-specific protein PAIR3-like
Exons: 10
Coding region: 1-2565 (854 amino acids)
Biological process (GO): meiotic cell cycle
Source: RefSeq, a predicted model, not a curated record